AUGGUUAGCUCCUGCUUCUUUUUUGUUUUCUUUGUUCUCUCUCAUCUGGUGCUUCUUUCCUCAGGUCAAGAACAAAACCAAUCCUACCUUGAGUGUCCAGUGACAUUCCGAUGUGGAUCUCUCAGUCUGAUUGGCUUCCCUUUCACCAGUUUCAAGCAACCUGAUUGUGGUUUGUGCAUGGUAAAUUGUGAUAAAAAGCCAUUUCCAACCGUCCAACUGGAUAAGAAUGGACGAUGGUAUGAAGCUAGAAGCAUUUUGCAAAUCACUGAUAGCAUUUUAGUUGGUGACCUAGUGCUUGAUCAGCUUUUAAAUUCACGAAGUUGUGAUUUUUUCAAUAAUAUCACACUUCCCAACUCAUACUUCUAUAACGUCACUCCUCUCAACUACCCUCGUAUUUCAUUUACAAUCUCCCCCAACCCCAAUCUCAUCUUGUUCAAAUGCAUCAAUAGUCCUAAACAUACCUGGCAGGUAGAUGAAUAUCUCAAUGGUACUUACAGUUACAAACACUCUCUUGACUUCUCCGUAUACUACACAUAUCCAUCUAAUCCUAUCACGACUCCUAAUCCUUCAGUUCUACAUCACCCACAGAUGGUGUCCAAACCCAACUUGAACCCAAAUUACAGUGAUCAAUUUGCAUUAUUCACUGCUGAAUUCUCUCUUCAAUUGCCUGGGUCUGAUAAGUGUUCUAAAUGUAAACUUGAAGGAGAGCUAUGUGUAGUUGACAGCAAGAAUAAAUUUCACUGUGACAAAGCCCAAGUGAUUGCAGCUGCUUCUGCUGUUGGAACUGGCAUCUUAGUAGCUACAGUCUUCUGCUUCAGAAGGAAAUUCUCCCUAGUGUGCGGUUCAAAUUUCGGCUGCCUUCCUCAACUAGCUGAUACAAUACUUGAAGAUGAUCGGUUCCAGUUUGAUAAUAAUGUUACAAACCUGGCUUUACUAUCAAAUUGUUCGUUGCCAUUUCCAGAAGAACUUUUGAGGUACAGUGUCAAUAUGAUCAAUUGUGAUGCUGGGAAUGGAAGUGGGUGGGAACUAGCUAUGUUUCAGGAUAAGCGGAAUCUGAGUUUGGCAUUGAAAGAGUGUGGCACGGAGGUGGUGGCGCCAGUGGAAGUGCGUGGUGGAAGCUAUGGAUUUGGGGACUAUGUAGGGCUGCUGAGAAAAGGCUUUUGUUGA
This is a messenger RNA of Ilex paraguariensis (yerba mate), 1167 nucleotides long. Lineage: Eukaryota; Viridiplantae; Streptophyta; Magnoliopsida; Aquifoliales; Aquifoliaceae. The record is from the annotation of a GenBank genome assembly.